UAACUGGAGGCCUACUUAGGGCGGCGAUAUCUGUAGCUUGCGGGAUCGGCUUUUGGCUGCUGCCUUUCAGCUACGACAGGACCCCAGCCCUGCCUCUCUUACCGCACAGAAAUACAGCAUGGAAUAGGCCCUUCCAGCCCUUCAAGGUGCACCACCAGCAAACCACCAAUUUAAUAAGACAAGCAACACACAUCAAAGUUGCUGGUGAACGCAGCAGGCCAGGCGGCAUCUAUAGGAAGAGGUUGUCAGCCUUGAGUAACCAUUUCUGCGUAACAUUCAUGUAAGAACUGGAAUUGAAGAGGCAAACGAUCACCAGAAGAAAUCAUGGACUUCGUUAUGAAACAAGCUCUGGGAGGAGCUACCAAAGACAUGGGAAAGAUGUUGGGCGGUGAUGAGGAGAAGGACCCUGAUGCGGAGAAAAAGGAAGAAGAAAGGUUAGAAGCAUUGCGUCAGGCCGAAGAGGAGCGAGCAAGUAAAUAUGCCAAAAUGGAAGCUGAGCGCGAAGUAAUGCGGCAAGGAAUCCGGGACAAGUACGGAAUAAAAAAGAAAGAGGAGAAGGAGGCGGAGGCGAUGGCAGCUAUGGAAGCUCAGGCUGAGGGCAGCCUGACUAGGCCCAAGAAGGCCAUCCCCACUGGUUGUGGAGACGAGGAGGAGGAGGAGGAGAGUAUUCUGGACACUGUCUUAAAAUAUCUCCCCGGGCCUCUGCAGGACAUGUUCAAGAAGUAAUGAUUUCAGCUCUCUGCAGAAUAACCCUUGGUUUUGCUGUUAAGUGUAAAACAUUCUCAUUGUAAAAUGGGACCUUAUAGUCGUCAUCCCCACUCAGUGUGGUCUGACAGCCCAUCGCAUCCUGUCUUGUGGCAUGGAACAUCCACCACAAAUCUGUGUACCAGUCAUGAAGAUCCCAACACAAUAAGCCAUGUUUAUAGUCAAAUAAAAUCUAGACAUUUAAUAGUGAAAUAAAGAAACAUAUCUUUUUACCAAUGUGAUCGGUUAGACAUUGCAAGGCUCCAGUUAGCUUUCAUACAAUGUUUGUUCAUUAUGUCAGUUAAGUAAAGCAUCAUGUCACAGCACUAGGUCAUACCUACAACGCUCCAAAAACAAAAUCCAACCCCUCCAUAACCUCAUCUGCAGAUGCCAAUGUGUUCCUACACACCAGAGCUCACUUUCUGGUUAAAUUAUGGCUACGAUAGAAAGGUCUGUAGUUUUACACAUCUAUGUCCAGUUCUGUACCCUGUGAUGUCGAUGUCACUUUGAGCAGGUCUCCAAAAGGCAAGAGAAUGGGCUGAGGAUGCACUGAGCAUUCGGUUCCUUGCAGUGAAAAGUUUCAAGUUUUAGUAUUUUGUUAAACAACUAUUCAUCAGAACUGUUGUUCUAGAAUCGGCUUAUCGUCAUUCCCGGUCAGUUAUGAGUUGAAGUUAAUUUAGUGUUGUACAUGGACUAGAGGACACAGAUUUGGUGGAUGCCAGUGUGAGUGUGUGAGAUCCAUUGCUAUGUACUGUUAGUAUUUUGAUACCACAGCCAACAUCUAGGGACUAUCACUCACCCUGUCCUGGUGUGUGUGUAUCAGGUCCCUGGCAAAAGGCCUGGGAUAGAUUUGCUGUAGUGUUGCACUAAUGGAGACUCUGAUUAACACUGCAGACUGUUGUUUAUCCUUCCAGCUCCAGAUUCACCCAUUAAUGUGGUCAGCCAGAAUUUAGGGUGCUUGAUAAUGUCAAAUAGAAUCUGUGACCCCAGCAAUUGAACCAUGGUACCUCAAUGUUCUUUUAAAAUGUCACAGUGCUCCUGAAGGUCAGAAUUGGCAACAUUUGCAGAAAGCCAAUGCUUUUGGUCAUCACAGGGACAGAACUGCUGGUCGUUUGCCCAGGUGAGACCCUCUCCCAUCACAGAACUCAGGCUGCAACAUUUCCCCUCUGUGCAGAUGGUGAGACUGAGAAACUAUCUAUCCGAGUCACCCUCACACUCACACAGUCGGCAUCCCACAUCAGGCAAUAAGUUUGGGCAGCAAACAGAAGGUUGCCACCGUACCCACUGACUUCAGCUUGUUAUUUUUACACGAUGCUGUUCGUUCGUCUCAGAUCAGGACCUGGUGUUUGCCAUAUUCGUCAGAAUUGUAAAUAGAUAAUAUAUACAAAAUUAAGCCAUUUAAAAUUGAGAUGAAGAAUAGAUCAUAUUGCUGGAAAUGGGAAUCUCCCAUGUAAUUCAUCACUGUGAAUUUCCAGGUUGUGUGGGGAAUUCUUGUCAUUUGAAGAUUUGGUGAUCUUUCUCCGAAGGUGAAGCCACUAUACCCUGGGUACUGUAGUUUGCUCAGACAUACCAGCUGAUGCAAUAUUAUGAUUAGUGUUCAUUUUAUUACCCAAGUUGGUUUUUGCAAACAUUCUGUGGGGCCUGAAUACGGUGCUUUCCCCAGGAACUGUUGGGUGAGAGGGGAGGGAGGACAGACCAGUAUCAGAGUUAAACCACGAGAGUCCAAUCUCCUCUCCCAGUGCCUGGAUUCCAACUUCACACUUCCCAGCUGACAGCCCCUUCUCCAUUCUGUGCACCGAAGGGCUGGAGGUUCCAGGAGCCCGCGACAGCACUUCAGUUUUCACGGACACUUUGAGCACACCCUUGGACGUUUUCCCCUGUCAGUCUGGAAUGUGCUCCUGGGACGUUAUGUGGAAUGGAGGGCCUGUUUCAGGAGCUGGUGUUGGGCAGGGAACAUGGUCGGAGCUGACUGAGAGGGUGCGGGACCUCAGGUGCCUGGUACCAUGAGGUCAGUGCCAGCACCGAGGUCGUUUGGAAGGAUGGAACGUCAGCAGUAUUAUUACUGUUGAAGACAAUGCUGGCAGACACCCACCAUAUCCUCCCUCCCCUCACUCUGUGUUCCCUCUUCCUCUCACUCGGGCCCAGGUUCCCCUCACUCUUCCCACCAUCACCACCCCCCACACCCACCCUUCCCCUCCCCUUCCUCGGGAACCAGUGAAAAUUAUUUAUUAAAAUAGAAGAGCUAAAAUAGGUUUUGUUGACUCUACAUGUUGUGAAUUAAUUUCAAUUAAACCAAAGAUGGAUGAUCUCCCUAGUUGUGUCUCAGCAGAAGUUGGUGUUUUGAUCUGUUGACACUGGUCGCUGUGAAAAGGACAUGUUUUUCUCAGGUAUUGGUUUUGGGAUUUGACCAUCUCAUUGGAUGGCCAAGUGAGCUUAAUUCCUUGCGGCCUUUCCAAAAGCUCACAAUGAAGAGAAUCAACAUCAAAUUUCAUUUGACAAUGAUUGAUAAACUCCACAUAUUUCAACACAGAAAGCCAUAAUGUAGGCUUGGCAGUCUUAAAGAAAUUGUCCAAACAGACAGGUGUGCUAACUGAUGGAGAAACAGUAUUGAGAAACGUCCCAAACUGUAAAAGUUCACACAUAGUGCAAAGUGAUUAUUGUGUGACUGAGGCAGAAACCAAAGCAAUAAUGUUCUACCUUGUCACAUUGCAGAGUGCCGGAUACCCACUGGGAUCGGGAUUCCACAUUCCAAUUCCUACAGGUUCACGUCCCACUUAACCCCUUUGGAUCCGACCCAAAGGACCACAGUGGGUGGGAAUUCCCCAAAACUCCUCCCUUCUGCUGGCAUUGGCUGGCACUUGGUCAAGUUGAGUGCAAGAUUGUGAAGUUAAAACUAGUACACUGUGUAUAUCUCCCAGAUGAAACAACUAAAUGUUUUUAAUGACCCUCUUGUUUUACAUUAUUUUAAUUACCUCUGCAGUAAUUUUCUUUAAACAGGUUAGAAGCAAAUAAACAGAAUAAUAAGCUGCCUCGAGUGUUUGAAACAACAAAUAUCAAAGAAUUUAAAUGAAAUUAAAGACUGCCAAGCCUCUGACUAUGAGACUGCAAUAUAUCUAUUAACAGUACUACUGUGUGAAUUUGUCCAAGUUAUAUGUAGAGUCUUCCAGUAAUGUGUUACUGUUCCUUGUUCAGGGUUUCAUCGUUAUCUACACAGAACAUGUUAAAUUUACAAGUAAGAGUUAAGGUUAUACUGUUGCUCAAACCUUUGGUGUGACCUGAAUGGAAGUCAUAGAUAUUCAAAUGCUUUAUCUGUCACCUGCCAUCCAGCACGUUUUUAAUCACGAUGUCCCACGGAGGUGUUGUAGGCAGAGCCUACCGGUCGUUCAGAGCUUUCUGUGUGUUCUGUGUAACUUGGUGAGUUUUGUAUUGUGAACCAUUCUCUGCUGCUUCAGCCCAGCUGCAUGUUCAGCCUCCAACAGCAAUAGAAGAGAAACAUUAUGAGUGAAAAUCGUGUUAAAUCAGCAGCUGUGGCCCACUGCAUGCCCUUCAGACGGAAGUCACAAUAAUGUUCAGCCACAGU
Molecule: messenger RNA, 4324 nt
Organism: Mobula hypostoma (lesser devil ray)
Lineage: Eukaryota; Metazoa; Chordata; Chondrichthyes; Myliobatiformes; Myliobatidae
Product: complexin-1
Exons: 5
Coding region: 325-726 (133 amino acids)
Biological process (GO): regulation of neurotransmitter secretion; synaptic vesicle exocytosis; neurotransmitter transport
Cellular component (GO): terminal bouton; SNARE complex
Molecular function (GO): syntaxin binding
Source: RefSeq, a predicted model, not a curated record